Anguilla anguilla (European eel) is the source of this 1665-nucleotide messenger RNA. RefSeq names its product jun dimerization protein 2-like. Gene Ontology annotation, molecular function: RNA polymerase II cis-regulatory region sequence-specific DNA binding; DNA-binding transcription factor activity, RNA polymerase II-specific. Gene Ontology annotation, biological process: regulation of transcription by RNA polymerase II. The record is from RefSeq and is a predicted model, not a curated record. The transcript has 6 exons. Lineage: Eukaryota; Metazoa; Chordata; Actinopteri; Anguilliformes; Anguillidae. The coding region runs from base 337 to 861 and encodes 174 amino acids. Gene Ontology annotation, cellular component: nucleus.
AUGUUCUGGGAGCGGCACUCGUGUCGUUUAGUAGAUUUGGUUUUCUUACUGGCGCGCUACCUAGCUAGCAAGGGAACUUCUGAAGCAUUUUGAACUAACUCCCUACUGAGACUGCGAACCACCAGGGCACUUUAUUAGGUCAAAGAAACUGCGUGUGGAAAGAAACCAUAAACACGGUGUGGAGAUGUCAUUAAGCUGUUUUGGUGAACAGCGAUAAGCGUGCGGUUGCGUCCUCGAGACCUCAAAGGGAGGUGCCCUGCCCAGUCCAACAGAGAUCCCUGGGGAGGGGACAGAGAAUGCGGUGAGCUUGACUCGAAGACCACAGCGAGCGUCACAAUGGAAAAAGCGGCGUCUGUGGUCGUAGCUGGAUCUGACAUGAUGCCGGGACAGAUCCCUGACCCCUCCCUGACGGCCGGCUCCCUCCCCAGCCUGGGCCCGCUGGCCGGGAUCUCCGCCACCACGCUGACUGACCAGCUGAAAUUCGCCGACCUCCGCAACCUGGGGGCCAUGCUGUCCCCGCUCCACUUCUUGGGGAGGCUUGGGAAGAGGCCUGCGCCAAUCAAGACCGAGAUGGAUGAGGAAGAGGACAGGAGGAAACGGAGGCGAGAGAAAAACAAGGUGGCCGCAGCCCGAUGUCGGAACAAGAAGAAGGAGAGGACAGAGUUUCUACAAAGGGAGUCCGAGCGACUGGAGGUGAUGAACUCAGAGCUGAAGGCCCAAAUCGAGGAGCUGAAGCACGAACGGCAGCAGCUCAUUUUGAUGCUCAACCGCCACCGGCCCACCUGCAUCGUGCGGACCGACAGCGUGAAGACCCCCGAGAGCGAGGCCAACCCCCUGCUGGAGGAGCUGGGAGCCAAAUGAAAGGGCGGGCCCCCCCCCCCGGCGACCGUCGCCAACCGUUACUGUUUACAGCGCAGCUACAGCCAGCAGCACUUAGCUCUGCACUCUUUGCCUAGGAGGGAGAUGAGCACUCCUGCCUGAGGCUCAGGGUUAGGGAGCCUUUUCAGAUAAGGGUAGCUCAACGUGAUUGGGAGCUGGCAGCCUUUAGCCUUUUUGUUGUGGCUCUCCAGUGCCUCACAGCCCCAGCUACCAUCACUACAUACAAACCAAUGAAAAGGAAACAAAUGCAACAGUCGAAGUCGUUGAAGAAACACACUAAGUCGGUAUGACACAUCUGUCUCAGGUACUCAGAGACAGAGGGGUGUGUGUUGUAUUUUUUUUGUUUGUUGUAUUUGACAGUGUAUACUAGUUGAAAUAAACAGUUAUAGUAUUUUUUUAAUGUUGAUUUAUAUCCUGCCCUUGACGAUGGCAGUGUCCGGUUGACCCGACUUUUGUGGUGACGCAGGCGUCAUGAAAGCACAUACAGGAAUUGUUUACAGUCUUGCUAUUUUUCAUUGUUACUUCCAGCUCACAGCAUAUUUUUAUUGUUUUUUAUACUGCUAGAUGCUAGAUUAAAUAUAUAUGUUUCACUAGAUGUGAUGCAUUUUACUUCCUUGUUACAGAUAUAAUGUCAAUUUUACUCUGAGGAAUUGUCUUUGUUUUGCUUUAUGGCUGCGAAACAAAUUGAAAGUUCCAUUCUCAGCCAGAUGUCCAUUUUGUAACUUCUCCAACAUGUAUGUCUUUGUUACUCUUUGUUGCAUACCAUUAAAUCCUAUUUUCAAAUGG